Messenger RNA from Penicillium griseofulvum, 945 nucleotides. Its product is annotated as carbon-nitrogen hydrolase family protein. The transcript is spliced from 5 exons. The coding region runs from base 1 to 945 and encodes 314 amino acids. The record is from RefSeq and is a predicted model, not a curated record. NCBI's taxonomy places the organism in Eukaryota, Fungi, Ascomycota, Eurotiomycetes, Eurotiales, Aspergillaceae. Gene Ontology annotation, molecular function: hydrolase activity, acting on carbon-nitrogen (but not peptide) bonds, in linear amides.
AUGGCUCCUACGCAUCGUAUUUCCGUUAUUCAAUGGCAUAUCAAGGAGCUUGAUAUCCAGCACAACCAUACGAAAGCAUGCUACUACAUCCGUCAGGCCGCUGCUCAAGGCGCUGAGCUAGCCGUCCUUCCAGAAUAUCACAUCAACGGAAUGGUCCCCACAGACCCCCUCUGGGCAAUUCAGGCCGGCGAAACGGCCCAGUACCUAGAAAACUACCAAAGACUGGCGAAGGAACUGCAAAUUUGCAUCGUACCGGGUACAAUGAUUGAAAAGUUUACAGCACCUGACCAGUCACCCCUGUUCUACAAUACAGCCUACUUCAUCUCGAAUGAUGGCACUAUCCUUGGCUCCUACCGCAAAAUGAACCUCUGGCAUCCGGAACGGCCCUACCUCACCUCAGGGUCAGAGCGCCAUGUGGCAAUUGACACUCCAAUCGGCCGUGUGGGGAUGUUGAUCUGCUGGGAUUUAGCAUUCCCCGAGCCAUUCCGGGAAUUGAUCCUUGACGGGGCGCAGAUUGUGAUUGUGCCUACAUACUGGACCCCCCACGAUGCCUCGCUCGAGGCCCGCGCGUAUAAACCGGAUUGUGAAAGUCUGUUCGUCCAAUCGACCAUUAUAUCACGCUGCUUCGAGAACACGUGUGGGGUUGUCUUUGCGAACGCAGCCGGGCCAUCGGAGGAUUUCUUGGGCUUGUCGCAGAUUACACUUCCUCUUGUGGGGCCGGUAGCUAAGAUGGGGACCGAGGAGGGGUUCAUCGUCGCCGAUUUGGAUACGGCGAUUAUUGACGCCGCGGAGAGGAAUUACAAGGUGCGACAGGACAUGAACAAGGAGGAAUGGCAUUAUUCUUAUAAACAUGCCGGGACUCUACCCAUGAUGCUCAUGCCUGAGACCUCGGGAACCCCAGGAGGCCGCAUGAAGAGCGGAUACGCUAUUCCGAACAUUGUCUAG